Cornus florida is the source of this 1530-nucleotide messenger RNA. RefSeq lists its product as uncharacterized. Gene Ontology annotation, molecular function: protein dimerization activity. The record is from RefSeq and is a predicted model, not a curated record. The transcript has 2 exons. The coding region runs from base 1 to 1530 and encodes 509 amino acids. NCBI's taxonomy places the organism in Eukaryota, Viridiplantae, Streptophyta, Magnoliopsida, Cornales, Cornaceae.
AUGGGAGGUCCUAAUUCAUUUCACUUGUGUGCCGUAAGAGCUUCAGAUGCUUUAAUGAAUCCUUUGCAACAUAUUGACAGAGUGUUGAAUGUAUUAUAUAGAGAUGUGGUAAAAAAGAAUCAAUUACGCCUUAAGACAACAAUUGAAAGUGUUCGAUGGCUUGCAUUCCAAACAUGCGCAUUUAGAGGUUAUGCUGAAUCCGUUGAAUCUUUGAAUCGUGGCAACUUUAUUGAAUUCAUAAAGCAUUCAGCAAAGUUAAAUGACAAAGUUACUGAAGUUGUCUUAGAGAAUGCACCAAAAAAUGCAAAUUACCUCUCGCCAAUGGUUCAAAAAGAGGUUUUACAUAUUCUUGGCAAUAGGGUGAGAUGUAAGAUUCGUGAAGAAGUUGGGGAUGCAAAAUUUUGUAUUUUGGUUGAUGAAGCACAAGAUUUGUCUAAUACAGAGCAAAUGGCCAUUGUAUUGAGAUUUGUUGAUAAGAAUGGUUUGCUUAGAGAACGAUUUUUUGGAGUUGUAGUUGUUAAAGACACCACUUCCUUAACUCUUAAAAAAGAAAUAUCAGAUGUCCUUACUCUUUAUGAUCUCCAAAUUGAUAACAUGCGAAGCCAAGGGUAUGAUGGAGCGAGCAAUAUGCGUCGGGCAUGGAAUGGAUUACAAGCGUUGUUUCUUAAAGAAUGUCCAUAUGCAUAUUAUGUACACUGUUUUGCUCACCAACUACAACUAGCAUUAGUUGCUACAUCCAAAGAUGUGCAAGAUAUAUGGCUAUUCUUUUCCAAGUUGAAUUCUAUUGGCAAUCUUGUCAGUGUUUCUCCUAAGCGUCAUAGUGAGUUACAAUCAACUCAAGUGAUUUUAUCUGUUAAUAAGUUGGCUACUGGUGAACUUCAGAGUGGUAAAGGAGUUAAUCAGAUUAAGACAUUGCAGCGAGCAGGUCGUUCUUGUCAACAAAACGAUAGUAUCACAUUUAAUCAUCACGAUCAAGUUGAUAUUUUCAAUGCUGCUAUAGAUUUUCAAUCGAUGGAGUUAAAUCAGAGAUUCUCUGAAAGUACAGUGGAACUCCUUAUUCUUGGCACAGCUUUUGAUCCUAAAGAUGCUUAUAAAUCAUUUAAAGUUGAUGAUAUUUGCGAUCUUGCAAGGAAAUUUUAUCCUAAGGAUUUUCAAGCUGAGACGCGUGCUUUAAGAAGCCAGUUGGAGCAUUGUAAGAUUGAUGUAUUCCAUCAUCCGAGUUUUCAGAAUUUGUCCACCAUUUCUAAUUUAUGCAAAAUGCUAGCUGAAACAAGAAAGAGAGAAACUUAUUAUCUAAUUGAUAAAUUGAUUCGUCUCAUAUUGACUCUUCCUGUUUCUACAGUAACAACAGAACGAGCUUUUUCGGCAAUGAAGCGUGUCAAAACUAAACUUCGCAACAAGAUGGCUGAUGAAUUUCUUGCAGAUUACAUGAUUCUCAACAUUGAAAGAGAACUUGCUGAAGAUAUUGAUAUAGAUUCGGUAGUUAAUGAAUUUGACUCUCUCAAAGAUCGGAGGGUUCAUCUUCAAUAA